AUGCAAUCAUCGACGAAUAAUCAUUAUAUGCCAGAAGAUUUUGAUGAUAUAUUUUAUUAUAAUAAUGAUCAAGAAGAUAAAAAUUUACUGUUUAAAUCACAAUCAAUUCUAAAUGAUGAAGAAGAGGAAGAAGAAAUUGAAAACUGUUUUCGUGAAACAAAAAAUGUUGUGAAAAGUGGUUUAGCUGGAUUAGAAAUCAAAGGAAAUGUACGAACAUUAAGCCCGGUUUUAUUUUCUCAGACAAAUACUCAGUAUUUAGUUAUGAGAAAUAAUGAAUUAAAAUAUUUACCUGCAGAAAUUAAUAAUUUAGUUAAUCUUGUCUAUUUGGAUCUAUCAAACAAUCGACUGAAAACAUUACCAUCUCAGAUUGGAGAUUUAAUUCAUUUGAAAAGACUUUAUCUUGAAUCAAAUUAUCUCAAAAAUUUACCAUAUGAACUAGGCAAACUCAAUCUUGAAGAACUUAGUUUAAAUAAUAAUCCACUUGGUGAUUAUAUAUUAAGUUUAUUUGCUCGUCCGAAUGGUACACGUGAAGUUAUGAAUUAUUUACAUGAAAAAUGGAAUUUAAUUUGUUCUUACUCAAAAAUGUCUUCCUAUAAUAAAAUGUCAUUAAAUUGGAAUAAUAUUGAAACAGAUUCGAAUAAUGAAUUAACAUGA
Messenger RNA from Adineta steineri, 654 nucleotides. NCBI's taxonomy places the organism in Eukaryota, Metazoa, Rotifera, Eurotatoria, Adinetida, Adinetidae. The record is from the annotation of a GenBank genome assembly.